GUCAACAGCAUCAACGGAACCAUACAGUGUGAAGAGUACCGGACAGCCUCUAAAUUAUUUAACAUGCUUGAUAUAAACCUUUGGUAAAUCGGAUAUACCUUCCACCCACGCCUAUAACCUCACCACCAUCGACACCACCUGCAGGCCUCCUGUUGCAAGUCAAUCUCUUCAGAUCAGCUCCAUUUGCCAGACUAGCCCAGAGAAAAGAUUGUGAGCUGUUCAUGAUCUCAAUGAGAGAUAUUGAAGAAGCUUUGAAGCCAAAGGAGGAGAUUGAACCUGCCACCAAAUUACCCCCCGAGUACCACAAAUUUUUAGAAGUGUUUUCCACGGCUCAGAGUAAGAUACGUCUCUGCAGCAGAGAAAAGGCUGGUGACCGGCUAUAUUCCGAGGUACACUUGAAGGAGUUGCCGGACGAUGGUUGUCGGCUGCUGAAGAAUGGCGGCUCUUUCUACCCGGUGGAACAUGGAAUACGGAACAUGAAUACAGAGCUAAGCAGUCUCGCACUAUCCGGACUCUUCGAACAAGGCUAUGCCCAAGACUAG
Molecule: messenger RNA, 542 nt
Organism: Xylona heveae TC161
Lineage: Eukaryota; Fungi; Ascomycota; Xylonomycetes; Xylonales; Xylonaceae
Exons: 3
Coding region: 222-542 (106 amino acids)
Source: RefSeq, a predicted model, not a curated record